UAGGAGUUUUUAAACAUUGAUCUGUGCAAUGUCAGAUUCAAACACGUUGCAUAUUGUUCUGCGAAGUAUUGAUAUGCAGGCCCGUCGACCUUGCCGUCAUCAUCAUUUAACCCGCCUGCCCGUGUAAGUGUAACUAUGUAAAUCAAUAUGGCGACGUCUUUGAGAGUUUGGGACAGGUUAUUUCAAGGAAAGAUGCUUUGGGUUUUAUUGAUUUCAUUGCAUUUUCAGCGGACUUUGCAAAUGGAAGAAGAUCCCUUGGAUGUGCUGUUAGCUUCGUACAGAAAUCGUCGAGAAAUUACAUCGAAAAUUCGCAAAUUUGACCAUCAUCGUCACGUGAGGGAUUGUCAGCCGAUUUUAUACGGAAACACGACAUUCGAAACUUACUCUGUUGCGAAAAAAACAAAGCAAAAGAAGACUCCAUACGUGUUCAAUUCAUUCUUUAAAAAGGUGAAGACAUCGAAGGGAGAUAAUUAUGUGAAUGGACAUAUUGUUACAAUCUCAAAUCCAUUUGAAAGUUUAUCUGUCCUUGAACCCCAGAAGCCAGGAGGAUGUGCGGGAAAUCUACGAUCAACUGUGGCCAGAACAUCAGAGCAAAUGAAUUGUCGGUUUUCAGUGAAUGCUGGUUUCUUCAAUACACGCGAUGGCAGUUGCUUGGGUAAUAUCGUUAGUAAUGGAAAGCUUGUCAGGGAUGCAAAAGGCAUGCAAAAUGCCAACUUUGGGAUACUCAAAAAUGGCAGUCUUGUUGUGGGUUAUCUGUCUGAACAUGAUGUAACCCCUGGGAAUGGUGCUUCAGAGUAUUACCAGCUGGUGACAGGUGUCAUUUGGAUAUUAAGAAAUGGAAAGUUGUAUGUCAAUGAGAGUAUCAAGGCAGAAUGCCAAGAUACAGAGGAGACUGGCACACUCAAGCAGUUUGCAGAAGUUUUAUCAGGCAGAACAGCUGUGGGACAUGAUAAGAAAGGACGAGUGAUUAUUGUACAAGUUGAUGGAAAAACACAUCACAGAGGACUGACUCUUUAUGAUUUUGGCAAAAUCUUGAAGUCUUAUGGUUUGGUGAAUGCAAUCAAUCUUGAUGGAGGAGGUUCAACAACAUUUGUUGAGAAUGGCAUGCUCAUCAAUUAUCCAUCCGACCAAUGUAAUGGUUAUCUCUGUGCAAGGAAAGUGAGUACAAUACUGUGUGUUCAUGACAAAGUGUGCAGCCCACCUGACUGCAAUGGACAUGGUGAAUGUGGAAGCAAAGGCCAAUGCAUAUGCAAAGAUCCAUGGAGUGGACCAUCAUGUUCACAACAAAGAUGCAGUGGAAUGUCAUGUGAUAAAAUAAAUGCCACAGAAGUCAUCUUGCCCAUUUGCAAUAGCUCAAUGGCUGGGAAUUGUUCAAUGCCUUCAAGAAAUGAAACAACUAAAGAAAUAAUCAAAAGAUUUUUGAUCAAAAACUAUGCAUGGAUGGAUGCUCUUCUUGUCAUAAGCCUGUUAGUCAACUUCAUAAUGCUAUUUGUGACGUUUUGUGGAAGAUCUGCAGAUAGAAUUGUUGUUUCUCGAAGACCUGGCAAAUCUCGUAGGGAGGAUCAGAUGAAUUUGCUUAGUUCAAACAAUGACGAUGAUGAGCUUUGAUCAAAUGUAAUUUAUUCGUCAGUGUCAACUUCAUCGCCUGGAAAUAUUAGUUUAAAAAAAUGAUUUUCAAAAACAUGGCAAAAAAAUUUGAAAUGUAUAGUUUGUAAUUAUAGUAGAACAAACAGACUUAUGAUUUAGCAAGAGAAUGCUGGAGAAAUAUUUAUAGAUUAGUAUUUAUAGUCAUUUUAUUGAAAUGUUAUUUUAAAUCAGUAAACCAAAAUUGUUAUGAGUAGACCAAACAUGCAAAUCAUAAACAC
Molecule: messenger RNA, 1865 nt
Organism: Dendronephthya gigantea
Lineage: Eukaryota; Metazoa; Cnidaria; Anthozoa; Malacalcyonacea; Nephtheidae
Product: N-acetylglucosamine-1-phosphodiester alpha-N-acetylglucosaminidase-like
Exons: 5
Coding region: 148-1608 (486 amino acids)
Source: RefSeq, a predicted model, not a curated record